UCCCCCCUCCUCUUCCGCCAACGGCAUUCCGAAGGAGGGGGUCGCGAGCCUCCUGGCUCCGUCGCUAUGGCAACCGCCGCGGUGUAAACCGUCGCCGCUUUGCCUCAGGGCCGCCGCCGGUUCGUCAUGGCAGAGCUGGGUCUGAAUGAGCAACACCAGAAUGAAGUUAUCAACUACAUGCGAUUUGCACGCUCCAAGCGUGGCCAGCGUCUUAAGACAGUAGACUCUUGUUUUCAGGACCUUAAGGACAGCAGGCUGGUGGAAGACACAUUUACUAUUGAUGAAGUGACAGAUAUACUGGAUGGCUUGCAGACUGUGGUACACAGUGAGGUGGAAUCAGAACUUAUUAACACAGCCUAUACCAAUGUAUUACUUCUGCGCCAGAUUUUUUCCCAAGCAGAGAAGUGGUAUCUUAAACUGCAGACUGACAUUUCUGAGCUGGAAAAUAGAGACUUACUAGAGCAAGUUGCAGAGUUUGAAAAGUCAGAAUUUACAUCUUCAAAUAAGAAGCCUAAUCCAGAGUUGGUGAAGCCUAAACUUACUCCAUUGCAUGAAGGAGCAUCAGAAUUAUUGAACAAGGAAAUAGCAAGACUCCAAGAAGAAAAUGAAAAAUUGAAGACUAGAUUAAAGACCAUAGAAGGGCAUGCUACAAGUGCACUGGAUGAAAAAUCAAAGUUAGAGAAGGCUCUACGUGAGCUACAAAUUGCCCAGGGAGAUCAAAAGUUUAACCCAACUCAGGAUAUUAGUGAGUUAGAAAAUACUAUGGCUGAUCUGAAGUGCAAGCUUGAAAAGACUUUGCAAGACAGUACUGCAAGCCAAAAAUCAUUGGAAGAGAAUUUGGUAACAACAAAGCAUGAUCUCCUUAAGGUUCAAGACCAGUUGGCUAUGGCUGAAAAGGAAUUGGAAAAGAAGUUCCAACAAACAACUGCCUACCGCAAUAUGAAAGAGAUUCUCUCCAAGAAGAAUGAACAGAUAAAGGAAUUACGAAAGAAGCUUUCAAAAUACGAACCAGAUGAUUAAGGUCUGAAGAGCAUUUGCUGUGUUAAACUGCCACAAAAAGAAAAUGCAUAGGAUUUU
Lacerta agilis (Sand lizard) is the source of this 1077-nucleotide messenger RNA. It is a transcript of the gene LZTFL1, whose product is annotated as leucine zipper transcription factor like 1. Bases 127 to 1020 code for a protein of 297 amino acids. The transcript has 10 exons. The record is from RefSeq and is a predicted model, not a curated record. Gene Ontology annotation, cellular component: cytoplasm. NCBI's taxonomy places the organism in Eukaryota, Metazoa, Chordata, Lepidosauria, Squamata, Lacertidae. Gene Ontology annotation, biological process: negative regulation of protein localization to cilium.